Messenger RNA from Antrostomus carolinensis (chuck-will's-widow), 523 nucleotides. RefSeq names its product protein canopy homolog 3. NCBI's taxonomy places the organism in Eukaryota, Metazoa, Chordata, Aves, Caprimulgiformes, Caprimulgidae. The transcript has 5 exons. The record is from RefSeq and is a predicted model, not a curated record. The annotation marks the transcript as partial.
GCAUCUCCAGUGGAAUCAGCUGAACCGUUCCCAGUUGUCUCUCUGAAUGGCCCUGUGUGCAAGUAUGUGGCAGUGGAACUGAAAUCUGCCUUUGAGGAGACUGGCAAGACCAAGGAGGUGAUUGACACCAAGUAUGGCUUCCUGGACGGGAAGGGCUCUGCCGUCAAGUACACACAGUCGGACAUCCGGUUAAUCGAGGUGACGGAGAACAUCUGCAAGCGGCUGCUGGAUUACAACCUGCACAAGGAGAGGAGUGGCAGGAACAGAUUCGCAAAGGGGAGGGGCAUGUCGGAGACGUUCGAGACCCUGCACAACCUGGUGCACAAGGGCGUCAAGGUGGUGAUGGACAUUCCCUACGAGCUGUGGAACGAGACCUCUGCUGAGGUGGCUGACCUCAAAAAGCAGUGCGAUGUGCUGGUGGAGGAGUAUGAAGACGUGAUUGAGGACUGGUACCGGCACCACCAGACAGAGGAUCUCUCCCAGUUUCUCUGUGCCGACCACGUGCUGAAAGGGAAGGACACGA